AUGUCUCUGUAUGAUGAUUUCGAUGUUGUUAAACAAAAGUCAGAUGGUUGGUCUUCUGGAAUGAAACUCUUUCAAUCACAAAUGCAGCUAAAAAAAGCUGCUCAAACUCAGCCAAGAAGAGAUGCUACACGUAAAACAACAUCAAUUUUAGCACCUGUGAUUGAUUUAAAGAAAAAAGAUGAUGAUGAAUCCAUGUUUGAUCCAGGACUUGGUUUUACAAUUUUUCCUAUGGCCAGAGAAGGAAAAAAACAACAACGCCCAUCAUUUCCACCUAUGGAUUGGAAUUUUGAAGGCAAUGAAUAUGAUCCUAUGAUCCCCAAUGAUUAUGAGAGAGUAGUAAGAGAUUUAAGAGAUAUGCGGGAUAAAGAAAAAGAAAAAGAAGAUGAAGAAAGACGAAAACGAAGAGAAGAACGUAAUAAAAAUAGAGAUACACCUGGUUAUAAUAUGAUGGAUAUACCAGUGGGUUUAACAUCCAACAUAGAUGACAGAAGAAAAUCUAAUUUUACUGGAUUUGGUGGUCGUAAAGAGAGUGAUAGUGAAGAUGAUGAACCAAAGCCAAUGGCUAGAAUUCCUGGUGCUGCAAUUGCCCCACCACCAUCAUUACAAGAAUCAUUUGUUUCAACACCUGGACAGCAACAAUCAUCAGGAAUUGGAAUGGGAAUGGGAGUUGCUGCUAAAAUAAUGGCUAAAUAUGGUUUCAAGGAGGGACAAGGACUGGGAAAGAAAGAACAAGGUAUCUCAGUAGCAUUACAAGUCGAAAAAACUAGUAAAAGAGGUGGUAGAAUUAUUCAUGAGAAACCUGGUAGUAAUGCUUCUCCACCUCAUAUGGCUACUAUGUUACAAGAUGAUUUUGUUGCACCUGCUCCUCCACCACCUAAACCUCUACAAAGUAUUACAGAGAUAAUGAAAGAACAAUCAAAGGUUGUACUAUUACGAAACAUGGUUGGACCGGGUGAAGUUGAUCAAGAUCUUGAACCUGAAGUAAAAGAUGAAUGCAACACUAAAUAUGGAGAUGUUAACAGAGUAGUUAUAUAUGAAGUUCCAAAUGUUGAUCCUGAAGAAGCUGUGCGCAUAUUUGUAGAAUUUAAACGUAUAGAAUCAGCAAUCAAAGCUGUUGUAGAUUUGAAUGGCAGAUUUUUUGGUGGUAGACAAGUAAAAGCUGGAUUUUAUAGUGCAGAAAAACUUAACAGCUAUCAGCUUCUUGAUUAAAAUAAAAUAAAAUUAUGUUGUAUACCUUAUAAA
Messenger RNA from Sipha flava (yellow sugarcane aphid), 1242 nucleotides. RefSeq names its product splicing factor 45 (gene Spf45). Gene Ontology annotation, cellular component: precatalytic spliceosome. Gene Ontology annotation, molecular function: RNA binding. Bases 1 to 1209 code for a protein of 402 amino acids. The record is from RefSeq and is a predicted model, not a curated record. The transcript has 8 exons. Gene Ontology annotation, biological process: alternative mRNA splicing, via spliceosome; mRNA cis splicing, via spliceosome. NCBI's taxonomy places the organism in Eukaryota, Metazoa, Arthropoda, Insecta, Hemiptera, Aphididae.